This is a messenger RNA of Indicator indicator, 2694 nucleotides long. It is a transcript of the gene DLG3, whose product is annotated as discs large MAGUK scaffold protein 3. The record is from RefSeq and is a predicted model, not a curated record. The transcript has 24 exons. Bases 1 to 2694 code for a protein of 897 amino acids. NCBI's taxonomy places the organism in Eukaryota, Metazoa, Chordata, Aves, Piciformes, Indicatoridae. Gene Ontology annotation, molecular function: kinase binding. Gene Ontology annotation, cellular component: neuromuscular junction; postsynaptic density membrane; neuron projection. Gene Ontology annotation, biological process: chemical synaptic transmission.
AUGAUCCGCCGGCAAGACACGGAGCGGGCAGUGGAAAUUCUGUCCAGGUACCAAAGCACCCUGCAGGCCCCAGAGGAGCAGGAGCUGAAGGCAUCCAUUGGGAAAGUCUCGCACAUCUUCCGCAGUGACCUCUUCCAGGCUCUGCUGGACAUCCAUGAAUUCUACGAUUUCACACUGCGCUCCGCACCCCUGCAGCCUCCCAGCCCAGGCACACAGCAUGGCACAGCUGGGGAGCAGCAUGAGGCCAGCCAGCCCCACCCUGCACCCCGAGAGCCCCAGCACCUGCCCAAGGAUCCCUCCCGGGAUGGUGAGUGGAGACUUCCUGCAGGUGCUGGGGACAGCGGCUCCAGGACACCACCACGGCUGGUGAGGGUGACAGCUCGCAGGACAGAGGCACCAGCCAGCAUCUGCAGCCUGGUGCUCAGCUCUCACAGCACCCUACCCGAGGCCAACCCUGCUCCCAUUAUCGUGAAUACAGACUCGCUGGAACAAGGGCUCUCUGUGAAUGGCAGCGACGGGAUGUUCAAAUACGAGGAGAUCGUCUUGGAGCGGGGAAACUCUGGCCUGGGCUUCAGCAUAGCAGGAGGAAUCGACAACCCCCACGUUCCAGAUGACCCAGGCAUCUUCAUCACCAAAAUCAUCCCUGGGGGAGCAGCAGCCAUGGACGGACGUCUGGGGGUGAACGACUGCGUGCUGCGAGUGAACGACGUGGACGUGUCUGAGGUGGUGCACAGCAAAGCUGUGGAGGCCCUGAAGGAAGCAGGCCCUGUGGUGCGGCUCGUGGUGCGCCGCCGGCAGCCCCCGCCAGAGACCAUCAUGGAGGUCAACCUGAUGAAGGGCCCCAAAGGCUUGGGGUUCAGCAUUGCAGGGGGCAUUGGGAACCAGCACAUCCCCGGGGACAACAGCAUCUACAUCACCAAGAUCAUCGAGAGCGGCGCUGCCCAGAAGGAUGGGCGCCUGCAGGUCGGGGACCGGCUGCUCGCGGUCAAUAACACCAACCUGCAGGACGUGCGGCACGAGGAGGCAGUGGCUGCCCUGAAGAACACCUCUGACAUGGUGUACCUGAAAGUGGCCAAGCCUGGCAACAUCCACCUCAACGACAUGUACGCGCCCCCCGACUAUGCCAGCACCUUCACAGCCUUGGCUGACAACCACAUAAGCCAUAACUCCAGCCUGGGCUACCUGGGCAGCGUUGAGGGCAAGCCUGCCUACCCCGUCCCUCCCCAGGUGACUCCAUCCCGGUACUCGCCUAUUCCUCGGCAUAUGAUGGGGGACGAGGACUUUACCAGGGAGCCCCGGAAAAUCAUCCUGCACAAAGGCUCCACUGGCCUGGGCUUCAACAUUGUCGGAGGGGAAGAUGGUGAGGGGAUCUUCGUGUCCUUCAUUCUGGCCGGAGGCCCUGCUGACCUUAGUGGGGAGCUGCGGAGAGGAGACCGCAUCCUCUCGGUGAACGGCGUGAACCUUCGCAACGCCACGCAUGAGCAGGCGGCGGCGGCACUGAAGCGAGCAGGGCAGACGGUGACCAUCAUCGCGCAAUACCGGCCCGAAGAGUACAGCCGCUUCGAGUCCAAGAUCCACGACUUGAGGGAGCAGAUGAUGAACAGCAGCAUGAGCUCUGGCUCUGGCUCGCUGCGGACGAGUGAGAAGAGAUCUCUCUAUGUGCGAGCCCUGUUUGACUACGAUCGGACCCGGGACAGCUGCCUGCCCAGCCAGGGGCUCAGCUUCUCCUAUGGGGACAUCCUGCACGUCAUCAACGCCUCUGACGAUGAGUGGUGGCAGGCCAGGCUGGUGACGCCCCACGGUGAGAGCGAGCAGAUCGGGGUCAUCCCCAGCAAGAAGAGGGUGGAAAAGAAGGAGAGAGCGCGGUUGAAAACAGUGAAGUUCCACGCCAGGACUGGCAUGAUUGAGUCCAACAGGUCGAUCAAAACGAAACGUAAAAAGAGUUUCCGCCUCUCCCGAAAGUUUCCCUUUUACAAGAGCAAAGAGAACCUGGCCCAGGAGAGCGGCGGACAGGAACAGGGUGUGACGUCAAACACCAGUGACAGCGAGAGCAGUUCCAAAGGACAAGAGGACACCAUCCUGUCGUAUGAGCCAGUGACACGGCAAGAAAUUCACUACACCAGGCCAGUGAUCAUCCUGGGGCCCACCAAGGACCGCAUCAACGAUGACCUCAUCUCCGAGUUCCCACACAAGUUCGGCUCCUGCGUGCCCCACACCACCAGGCCUCGACGUGACAAUGAGGUGGACGGUCAGGACUACCACUUUGUCAUCUCCCGGGAGCAGAUGGAGAAGGACAUCCAGGACAACAAGUUCAUAGAGGCUGGGCAGUUCAAUGACAACCUCUAUGGCACCAGCAUCCAGUCAGUGCGGGCAGUGGCAGAGAGGGGGAAGCACUGCAUCCUGGAUGUGUCUGGCAAUGCUAUCAAGAGGUUGCAACAAGCACAACUUUAUCCCAUUGCCAUUUUCAUCAAACCAAAAUCUAUUGAGGCUCUCAUGGAGAUGAACCGGAGGCAGACGUAUGAGCAGGCCAACAAGGUCUUUGACAAAGCCAUGAAACUUGAGCAAGAGUUUGGAGAGUAUUUCACAGCCAUCGUACAAGGAGACUCUCUUGAGGAGAUUUACAGCAAAAUAAAACAGAUCAUUGAGGACCAGUCUGGGCACUACAUCUGGGUCUCAUCCCCAGAGAAACUCUGA